GCGAUGACGAGAGGGUAGCAACAGUUGCCCCGGUGAAGGCAAGGCGCCAUAGUCACGGUAGUCCUAGCGACAAGAACCAAGCAACGGGAGUCAACAACAACAACCUAAAUAUAAGGGGGAAAAACUCCAACGACUAAAAAGGACAAUAUUGGGACAAACUAGAGAACCAGCUCCUCAAAGCAUUGGUUGCCAUGGCAACUUCUGGAUACUCCGAGGACCUUCAGCCUCAGCAGGCCAAUGCAGUAACCAUAGCAACACCUUCUGCCACCACACCCUCAUCCGCAAAGACGGCACACUUCCUGUCCGAGAUCCCACCAACCUCUGGAGCCAUUGCAUCGGCUAACCAAUCAGCCUCUGUCUCAAAAGCAGGACAGGAUGCACUUUGUUCUCAAGCGCCGCCCAACAGCCAGAAGGCAGUGGUUCUGACGACUCCCACGCAGCACUAUGUAACCCAAGAAAUCCAGCACUCUGCGGUCCAGAAAAGUAAUGGUCAGAGCAACUCGCCCCAGUACAUCAUAGUAACUGUUACAGAGGGCUCAGUUCACUCCAAUGACAGCCUGUCAGACUCUAGCCCACCUGCCACUGGUGUUCCUACUCAGGUGGUCCAACCAGUGCAGACCACCCAACAGAGGUCAGUGUUACAAGCGGUGUCGCAGGCAGCCAAGAGGAUUCAGAUCAACAACCUACAGUCUGUGGACAUUAACCAGGAGGUGGAGCAUGUGUACUCUGGCCAGGUGCAGUAUGUGGACGGAGGAGGAGACGCGACUUUUACCCCGUCCUCCAUUCGAUCGAGCAACUACCCUUUCUCCGACUCGCCCCUCUACUCCCAGACCCCUCCCUCCUCCUCCUCCUACUACGAGGCCACACCCAGCUCUGAGUCAGACAUCACUGGCUCUGUGACCUCGCAGCCAGUUUCUGUGGCAACAGCGGGAGCCAAUAGUGGGGGAGCUGCUGCGGGCGGAGGGGGCUAUGUCAUUCAAGGAGGUUAUGUGUUAGGAGGAGGAGGAGGAGCAGCAGCAGGUGGAGGAGGACAGAGUUACUCCAGCCCUAACUCUCGUGCCCCACCCGCUACUGUGCAGUGGCUGUGUGAUAACUACGAGGGGGCGGAGGGGGUGAGUUUACCUCGCUGCACCCUCUACUACCACUACCUGCUGCACUGCCAGGAGCAGAAACUAGAACCUGUUAAUGCAGCAUCCUUCGGCAAACUCAUCAGGUCUGUCUUCAUGGGGCUACGUACACGGAGAUUGGGGACCAGAGGGAACUCUAAGUACCACUACUAUGGACUGAGGAUCAAAUCUGGUUCCCCGCUGCUCAGACUGAUGGAUGAACAGCAGCACAUGGCGAUGAGGCAGCAGCCUUUCUCACAGAAAAACAGGAUAAAGCCACUUCAGAAGUCACAGGGGAUCACCAAUGGGACAUCAGGUGGGAUGGGUCAGCAGCAGGCGGCGGCACUGUGUGAUAUUUCGGCGCAGGUGCAACAGUACCAGCAGUUUCUGGAGGCAUCAAGGCCGCUGCCAGACUUUGUGGACAUUGAUCUGCAAGAUGGAACCCUGCCCGAUGGGAUCCUUUUAGAGCACCUCAAGGCCUUUCAGACUCUCUACAGAGAACACUGUGAGGCCAUUCUGGACGUGAUGGUCAACCUUCAGUUCACUCUCGUGGAGACACUUUGGAAAUCCUUCUGGCGGUUCAGCCAGAGCAGUGACACCGAAUCACUCAACCUGCACAAUGAGUCUGAGAAGCGUCUGCCCAAAUCGUGCCUGGUGGUGCUGUGUAAGUAUGAGCCAGUGCUGCGCUGGACCAAAGAGUGCGACAACCUGCUCUACCAGACUCUGGUGGAGAUCCUCAUCCCUGAUGUACUGAGACCCAUCCCCAGUGCCUUAACUCAGGCCAUCCGCAACUUUGCCAAGAGUCUGGAGAACUGGUUGACAGGCGCCAUGAUGAACAUCCCAGAAGAGAUGGUUCGCAUAAAGGUAUUUUGUGUGGGCUCCUUCUCCCAGACGCUGCGCCGCUAUACCAGCCUGAACCACCUUGCCCAGGCAGCCCGCGCCGUCCUCCAGAACUCCGCCCAGAUCAACCAAAUGCUCUCAGACCUCAACAGGGUCGAUUUCACUAAUGUACAGGAGCAGGCAUCCUGGGUAUGUCAGUGUGAAGACCGUGUGGUACAGCGGCUGGAGCAAGACUUUAAAAUGACCCUGCAGCAGCAGAACUCUCUGGAGCAGUGGGCCACCUGGCUGGAUGGUGUUGUCUCUGAGGCCCUGAAGCCCUACGAGCACAACCCUGUCGUGCUACCAAAGGCUGCAAAGGUUUUCCUGCUCAACUGGUCCUUCUAUAGCUCUAUGGUAAUCCGGGACCUGACUUUGCGCAGUGCUGCCAGCUUUGGCUCCUUUCACCUGAUCCGUUUGCUGUAUGAUGAGUAUAUGUACUACCUGAUAGAACACAGGGUGGCCCAGGCUAAAGGAGUGACACCCAUUGCGGUCAUGGGAGAAUUUGCCAGCACUGUCAAGAGCCGAAUCUCUCCGGACCUGGAGAAAGAAGAGGAAGAGGAUGACGAGGAAGAGGAGAGCGAGGACGAGGGCGGAGAUCUCGUGCUGCAGUCCAGCUCUCUGAGAGCGGUCGAUGACGAGAAGGACUCGAUGGAGCCGCCCGCCAAGCUGCCCAGGACCAGUUUCAAUCUGCACUCUCUGACCGACAGCACGCCAUCUUAGCCGCUCAUUUGUGUAGUUAUCACACACACACACACACACACACACACACACACGUACACACACACACAUUUUGCUUUAAGUUUAACAUCAUGUCAUACCAUUCUGUCACCUUGUUUGGCCUUCGGUUUUGCAAACAGAUAGAGAGUGUGUGUGUGUGUGUGUGUGUGUGUGUGUGUGUGUGUGUGUGUGUGUGUGUGUGUGUGUGUGUGUGUGUGUGUGUGUGUGUGUGUGUGUGUGUGUGUGUGUGUGUGUGUGUGUGUGUGUGUGUGUGUGUGUGUGUGUGUGAGAGAGUGGGAGAGCCCGUUGCCAUUCUUUUUCUCUUUGCCUUUACCUGAUAUUUUACAGUCCUUCCCUCGUUCCCUGUGCCUUCCCUGUUUGUCUUGUGGACAGAUGCCAGUAGCCACUUCCGUGCAGUCUCAACUAUAUUGUAUACAAUAUAUAUUAAUAUGUACAGAUGGGUGACAAAUUAAAGGAAAAACCUGAAUAUAUGAGUGAGGAUGCAGAUGCUUCCAGAGACGUGCACUGCAUGCUACAAUUAAGCAAACAACAUCCAAUCCUGCUCUGUGGCAUGUAUAAAAAUGCUGAACAGGCCCAGAUGAUUCAGAGUUAAAUAGUUGUAACUCAGUUUUUUUUUUAAACCUGUUCAAGUAGUUUUAUCUUGAAAUAGACAUUUAAAUAAAGGCUUUAUAACUUUUUGUUGGGGUCAGGGGCGUAGCACAAAAUUCUGGGCCCUGUAGAAAGUUAUUUUCUAUGGGCCCCUCCCCACAUCCGCAGCUAUUCAUUCUAGCAUCUUUUUGGGCCCUCCUCACAUGAGGGCCCUGGGUACUCAGUCCCCUGAUGUGUAAUCAAUGCCAACACCUUACUAAGACACUUUAUGUUGGUUUUUCCUUUAGUUGGUCACCUGUCUGUAUAUUCUUGAUUCCCUCCUGCCCCGCCUUAACCACUGACCUGACUGCUGAGGAGAGAUGAGAAGACUCCAAGUGUUCUUCGUUGUACUCUAAACUCAAAAAUAUCUCGUACCUUGCCUUUUAAAGCGAUGACUAUGCAGGGCACUGUCUGAAAUAUACAAUGUUUUAAUCUCAGAGUAGCAUCUGGAAUGAUACUGCACCAUGGAUUUUGUUGGCACAUGGAUGUCGAUUGACAGAUAUGUGGAUGCCAUAUUUGACGUCCUUUCAUUUCUUAUUAAUUUGGCCAAUUAACUGAUACCCUGUGCCUUUGAGAGAUUUCUAGCCUAAAGAAAGCUUAUAUUCUAUAUAUUCUGUAUCGUGGAUUAAUAAAUGAAAGUCCUGUGAAGUAGUCUUGGUGUUGUCAUGAACUUUUACUAGCUGUGACAAAAAAAAAAAAUUGAAAUGUUGACAGUCAAGCCUUGUGAUGAUUUUGCCCAGUUUGCUGUUCUUCACCCAUCCAUCCAUCCAUCCAUCCAUUCAUUCUUUCAAGAUCAUAAUUUCUUUUACACACAGACACAGUUUAGACACCACCAGACACUUCAUAGAUGCAGUGUAAGUUGAAUGGGCCACAGGACAAGAUCAAAGCUUAUCCCAGCCAAUCAGCAGCACUUACUACACUGUAUCCAUGGUGACCUUUGUGCCAGCUAGAUGUACCAGCUACAGCUAUCUCAAAGUUUUUGUAGUGUAAAAGUAGAUGUGUAUUUUCUGGGUAUCAAUGUUGAACAUUUUGCAAAUAACCUAUAUUAUGUACCCUUGGUGAACCUUGUCACAUAUUUGUAUGUUGUUUAACCAUUGUUGCCUUAAGAAAUAUGUUGUGCUAUGUCCACUAUCCAGAUGAUUGAACUAUAUUUUUUAUUGUAAUGACGGACCAAGCAUGUGAUUAUGGUGACUUUCUAGAUGGACCCUUUCCAAAGAGCACACGCUCAACCAGCAGCUUCUCACACGGCAUGAGCAGAUGUUGAUUUUAUGAAGCGUUGGACUGUCCUCCUUCAGGGUGGUCCGACUACAAAGCUCCCACCAAAGAGCACUAAAUAGAAAACAAGUAUAUUUACAUUUAUGCAUAUGGUGAGGACAAACUACAAAAUAAAAUCAACUGCAAGUCACUAUUCUAAAAAUUGUGACUUGGAUUCUGUCCUUGGCCUAGUGCUGCUGAACCUUUUCUAAAUGAGGUCCUCUUGAUGUUAUUCUGAAGACCUUUGUACUUAAAUCUGUGAUCGUUUGUAGCUUUAUUCUCACUGUUAACUAAAAGGAUCUGAUUACGCUUAAAA
This is a messenger RNA of Perca fluviatilis (European perch), 4920 nucleotides long. It is a transcript of the gene rfx1b, whose product is annotated as regulatory factor X, 1b (influences HLA class II expression). The record is from RefSeq and is a predicted model, not a curated record. Bases 192 to 2705 code for a protein of 837 amino acids. Gene Ontology annotation, biological process: regulation of transcription by RNA polymerase II. NCBI's taxonomy places the organism in Eukaryota, Metazoa, Chordata, Actinopteri, Perciformes, Percidae. Gene Ontology annotation, molecular function: DNA-binding transcription factor activity, RNA polymerase II-specific; RNA polymerase II cis-regulatory region sequence-specific DNA binding. The transcript is spliced from 18 exons. Gene Ontology annotation, cellular component: nucleus.